AUGGCAGGCAACAGCAACGAAUUCAAGCCCUCGGAACUCGCCAGCGCCAUGCAGCUGCGAACGAGAAAAGAAAAGGGAUUUGACGACAUCGAAUCAGGCCUCACCUUGGCCAAAAGUUCCUCGAUCCCUUUGGCUCAAGACAAGUCCGGGUUCACUGGCUGGCUAGAUCGGCUCAACAUUUUCCGUCCAUUUUCCAAACCGGUCACCGAGGAUGACGUCGUUUGGCUCCUCGACAACACUGCCUACCGAUCUUCUCAGAGCCAAGCAUGGCAGGCCGAGUUUGUAGCAGCUGUUUUUGAGCGUGAAGAUAAACAGAAGCUCAUGGACAUGGUGACUGGAGUAGUCCGUGCCGUUGGAUUAGCAGAUGAUGCAGCUGAACGUAAGACGGUUGAGGAGAGGCUUCUACCUUUUUUGUGGAAUGUCCGACCAGCCAGAACCAUAGCGGCAACUCACCAGUCGAAGCAACUGAAAUUGGGCCCGUCCAACGUCAACGGAAUAUCUUCAAACGUUUUCAAGGUCUCAGACAGCAGUGGAGGUUCGCUCGUCAAGAUGUCCGCAGAGAUCGGAGGUGGCCAGGGCAGCAUUGCCAGUAUGCAGACAUACUACGCUGGAGAUGAUGGCUGGGGCAUUAUAUCUGAUAUUGACGAUACCAUCAAGGUCACCAUGACGAGUGAUCCGGUGGGGAUACUUUGCGAAACUUUCAUUAAUCCACCUCGUCCUAUUGAAGGAAUGCCUGAACUCUACGCUGGCAUCAGAUCCGCUCUUCCUGAAGACACGGCCUGGUUUUACCUCUCUGCCUCGCCUUAUAACCUUUAUCCUUUUCUGAAAGAGUUCCGCAAGCAGCACUACCCGUCUGGGACUUUGAUCCUUCGUGAUUCGAGCUGGAAAACCGUGGCUGGACUGCUUUCAGCCUUGACAUAUGGGACAGAAGAGUACAAGGUAGAUCGGAUGAAGAAGAUUCAUACUUGGCUGCCGAGGAAAAAGAUGAUUGUGAUUGGAGAUUCGACACAAUCCGAUCCAGAAGCCUACGGUUACAUGUACCGGGCAGUGCCAGGUUGGAUCCAGCUUAUUUUGAUCCGAAAGGCCACGAAAGUUGCCGAAUAUGGAAUCGACGAGAAAAACAAGCCGGAAAGAUUCGAGAAAGCUUUCAAGGACAUCCCGCGCCGCGCUUGGCAUGUGUUUGAGGACCCCUCAGAGUGCCUAGAUAUUGUGAAGAAAGCGAUGGAGGGUUAG
This is a messenger RNA of Ustilaginoidea virens, 1233 nucleotides long. RefSeq lists its product as uncharacterized. The coding region runs from base 1 to 1233 and encodes 410 amino acids. Gene Ontology annotation, molecular function: phosphatidate phosphatase activity. The transcript is spliced from 3 exons. The record is from RefSeq and is a predicted model, not a curated record. Gene Ontology annotation, cellular component: actin cortical patch. NCBI's taxonomy places the organism in Eukaryota, Fungi, Ascomycota, Sordariomycetes, Hypocreales, Clavicipitaceae.